Molecule: messenger RNA, 366 nt
Organism: Paramecium octaurelia
Lineage: Eukaryota; Ciliophora; Oligohymenophorea; Peniculida; Parameciidae
Source: the annotation of a GenBank genome assembly
AUGCAAAAGUCAUUAUCUGUUAGCAUCCUACUACUAUUAAUUAUUGGAUAGGUUUAAUGUGGACUUUGGUCAACUAUUGUAGAGAGUACAGCAGUCUCUGGUGUAACAACAGCUACAAUUGCAAUAGGUGCUAAGGUGGGUUUAGCAGCAGCUGGAUUUUCAUCAGUAGGUCCUGUGGCAGGAAGCUUUGCUGCAGCAACCUAAGCAGGUAUUGGAAAUGUUGUUGCAGGGAGUCUUUUCUCUUUAGCAUAAGGUGCAGCAAUGACAGGCGUAGUAAGUGCAACUAUUGUUCCUGCAUCUAUUGUUGGAGCUGUUGUAGGAACUACCUAUUUGGUUGCUAAAAUUGUAUGAUUUUAUUAAUUGUCU